CAGCGCCUUCUGGGAGCGAGCGCGGCCGGCGAGGCAGCGGGCGGGGCGGCGCAGGCUCGGCUCCGCAGUCUCUCGGCCGCCAGAGCUCGGGGACCGCGGACGGCGAGCUACCGAGUCUGCAAGCCCGCCUGAGCCAGAGGAGCCAACGCGGGAUCUCGCCGCCCCACACCCGCGUCUGCGCGCGGAGAAUGCCGCCGAAACUCUGCGAGGCCUGAGCCUCGCGGCUCUCCGUACCCGACGCACGGCGUGGACGCGUUCCCGCGCUUUCUCGCGUGCGGGGCUCAGGGGGGCGCGCCGGCGCUGCGCAGGCGCACGGAGCCGAGGCCGCGCCGGCCAUGGGCGAGGCGGGCGGCGCUGAGGAGAGCCGCCGGCGUGCGGGCACCGAGGAAGAAUUUGUUAAAGUCCGAAAGAAGGACCUGGAACGACUGACGACUGAAGUGAUGCAGAUACGGGACUUCUUACCCAGAAUACUAAACGGGGAGGUACUGGAAAGCUUCCAGAAAUUAAAGAUUGUAGGAAAAAACCUGGAAAGCAAAGAGCAAGAGUUAGAGCAGCUGAGACUGGAUUGUGAGCACUUUAAAGCCCGCCUGGAGUCUGUGCAAGUGGACAACGUGAGAGAGAAGAAGGAGAAACUGGCUCUUCGACAGCAGCUGAAUGAAGCAAAACAGCAACUCCUGCAGCAGGCAGAGUACUGUACAGAAAUGGGCGCAGCAGCCUGUACCAUUUUGUGGGGUGUCUCCAGCAGUGAGGAAGUGGUCAAGGCCAUCCUGGGAGGAGAUAAAGCUUUGAAGUUUUUCAACAUCACUGGUCAAACAAUGGAGAGUUUUGUGAAGUCACUGGAUGGGGAUGUCAAGGAGCUGGAUUCUGAUGAAAAUCAGUUUGUUUUUGCUCUGGCUGGCAUCGUAACAAAUGUAGCUGCCAUAGCAAGUGGUCGUGAGUUCCUGGUUAACUCAAGUCGGGUGCUCUUGGACACCAUAUUGCAGCUUCUGGGAGACUUGAAGCCGGGACAGUGUACCAAACUCAAAGUAGUCAUCAAUGGUUUAAUGGAUGGGGGAGCUUACAGGUCUGAAGCAAGGUCUUGGAACGACUCCCCACCAGGUGUGCAGGACAUGGAGGAAGUAUUUGCUCUGGCCGUCUGCUGGUUUGUUCUGAAGUGCUGCGUGUUAAUGUUGAUGUCCCUGUACAACGUGAGCAUCAAUUUGAAAGGCUUGAAGUACAUUAGUGAGAGUCCAGGAUUCAUCCCUUUGUUGUGGUGGCUUCUGAGUGAUCCAGACGCAGAGGUGUGUCUUCAUGUGCUGCGCCUUGUCCAGUCUGUGGUCCUGGAGCCAGAAGUCUUCUCCAGGUCGGCCUCGGAGUUCCGGAGCUCCCUGCCCCUGCAGCGCAUCCUAGCCUUGGCCAAGAGCCGCAACCCCCACCUGCAGGCGGUGGCGCAGGAGCUCCUGGAGGACCUGCGCGCCCUGCAGCAUGAUGCAUAGCCGUGCUUGGCGUGACGUCUUCUCCUGGGUCCCCACCUUGUCUUCUGAAGCCACCAGCCGUGGGCCGUGUGUUGCGGAUGGCCCGUGAGAUGACUAGAGAGGGGUGUGAGUUCAUAUGUGUCUGCAUGACUUCCUCCUGGAGUGGAAAGUGCUUGAGGCUGCUUGGUUGCUCUUGCCAAAGGGGGGCCUGAGAAAAGACCUGUGCUUCCGUGCAGGGCCUGUCAGCAGCUCACGGAGGGGCUCCUCGGAGCCACUCUCCGCCCAGAGACCCUGAGACCUGCCGGUGCCGCCCAGAAGCGGGAGGUUAAAGAACCAUCUGCCCCCGUCAGUCAGCAUUUUCCUGAGAUACAUUUCUUGAAAAACAGUUCAUUCUCUCUCUAAUAUUUGUAAUGAAUCCCCCCCAUUCGAGUUUACCUUUAAAUCUUCUGGUGAACAUGCUAUUUCAGAUGACAUUGGACGUAUUCGUUCUAUAUUUUUGUGCCUCCUUUAUUUUUGAAUAAAGAAAGUCAGAAGAGUCAUUGGUGUGCUACAACUGUUGUUGUCUGAAAUAUUAUA
Molecule: messenger RNA, 2030 nt
Organism: Hippopotamus amphibius kiboko
Lineage: Eukaryota; Metazoa; Chordata; Mammalia; Artiodactyla; Hippopotamidae
Gene: HSF2BP
Product: heat shock transcription factor 2 binding protein
Exons: 10
Coding region: 336-1475 (379 amino acids)
Cellular component (GO): cytosol
Source: RefSeq, a predicted model, not a curated record